Molecule: messenger RNA, 7493 nt
Organism: Falco peregrinus (peregrine falcon)
Lineage: Eukaryota; Metazoa; Chordata; Aves; Falconiformes; Falconidae
Gene: SLC16A7
Product: solute carrier family 16 member 7
Exons: 5
Coding region: 1542-2984 (480 amino acids)
Biological process (GO): transmembrane transport; monocarboxylic acid transport
Cellular component (GO): membrane
Molecular function (GO): monocarboxylic acid transmembrane transporter activity
Source: RefSeq, a predicted model, not a curated record
AUGGCAGCCCUCUAUGGAUGGAUUUUUUGAUGUGUAAUAGGUAUUGCCACCCAUACUGCAGCUUUUUUGAGGGAUGUCAUGCUCCUUUCCAGAUUAUUUUUUAAAAAAGUUUGUUCAUUGUGGCUGAUGCUAGCUAAGGGAUUAAAAUGUUAUUAAUGGAAAAUAAACAGAAAACCCUAUCAAGUCCUUCCUUCCUUCACUAGCAGCUCAGAAAACUGGAGUAUCGUCAACUACAACCCAAGUUCUCCGUCCUCCUGUUCACACACAAGCAGGUUCAGCUCCUAAACACGUCUGUAAAGAACCUCAAUGCUCUGGCUAAGUGAAACACAUGCAAUAAAGUGUUGGUUUUUUUUUUAAAAUAAGAUCACAUGAUAACCACAUUUACUUUUGUACAUAUUUUGCAACAUAAUGCCAACAACUGUAAUUAAUCCGGCCUCCCCACACUACUUUAAAUGUUGCACAUAAUGUGCAACCUUUACCCAUGAGAAUAGGCAUUCUGGCAAAGGCUUUAAUCAUGCAAUUAUAGGAUUACGUUAUAUCUCUUUCCUUACAGGAUUUUAGCCUUAAGGACAGAAUUUCUGGAGAAUUAAGUGGCCACUUUCAUAAAGAUGUUCAUGACAGACACAAAACAGUUCCUGUAACUUUUAUUUAUUUUUUUUUAAUGGAGAGAAAAAAGGGUCAAAGGAAUUGGUGACCAAGUUUUUAAUCAACAGCUGAUUGCCAACUGGCCAAAUUUGUGUUCCUGCUUCAGAAGACGAAGGCGCCGCGUCUAGCAUAAACAGGUCUCUGUUAACUCCCCCCGCCCCCCCCCCAACAGCAGCAACGUUUUGAUGUGACUUUCCAUAACUUUCUCCGCAGAACAGCGAGUGCAAACAGCGCUGUGAUGCGCAAUACUUGGCAUCCCCAGAGCCGAAGAGGAGGAGAACGGGGUGGGGCCGGGGCCGGGGGGCGGCCGCGUCCUGCGCCGCCGGCAGCGAGGCGGAGGGCGCGGCACGCACCGGCGGGGGGCUCCGCGCCCCUCACUGCCCGGGGAGCGCGCACAGCCCCGGCCGCGCCUACGGGCGAGGGGGCUCCACGCUCGGCGGCGGCCGCGGGCAGGCGGGCGGGCGGGCGGGCGGGGAGGGCUCACGGCUCGCCCUGGCGGGCGCGGGGGUCCGGUGCUGCCCGCCGCGGUGCGUCCCCCCUGCCGCGCUGGCUCCGUCUCCCCGGGCCGGGCGCCGCGCCCCCGCCGGCCCCGCGGAGCCGGGUUGGGCAGCCCGGGAGGCGGCUCCUCCGCAGCUCCCGCCCCCCCGCGCCGGUGCUGAAGCGCCUCGGCCGCUCCCCGGCAGCACCCCCGGGACAGCGGUGCCCCGUCGGCCCCGCAGCAGCACCCGGGCCUCCCUCCCUGCCGCUGCUCCGCUGCCGAGGACACCUCAUGGGAAAUAAAUAAAUUAAUUACCCCACUCACCCCCGCGGCAGGGAGAGGAGCCGGCGGCGGCCGCGGGAUUAGAUCCAGCCCGAGCUAGAGACCAGCCUGGUUCGAGACGAGACAGAGACCAAAAAUGCCACCAGCAUCAGCAGCGCCACAGUACCCACCUCCAGAUGGAGGCUGGGGAUGGGUUGUGGUCUUUGGGGCUUUUAUUUCCAUUGGGUUUUCCUAUGCAUUCCCCAAAGCCAUCACAGUAUUCUUCAAAGAAAUACAAGAAAUCUUCCACACAUCAUAUAGUGAGAUAGCUUGGAUAUCAUCGAUAAUGUUGGCUGUCAUGUAUGCAGGAGGUCCCAUAAGCAGCAUUUUGGUGAACAAAUAUGGUAGCCGGCCUGUGAUGAUAGCAGGUGGUAUCUUGUGUUCAUUUGGAAUGAUUGCUUCCUCUUUCUGCAAUAGCGUCCUGGAACUUUAUCUAUGUAUUGGUGUCGUUGGAGGUCUGGGUUUAGCAUUCAAUUUACAGCCUGCCUUGACCAUGAUUGGCAAGUACUUCUAUAAGAAGCGUCCCAUUGCUAACGGACUGGCCAUGGCUGGAAGUCCAGUGUUUCUGAGCACAUUGGCACCUCUCAACCAAUUCCUCUUUAAUGUGUUUGGCUGGAAAGGAAGCUUUCUCAUUCUGGGAGGACUUCUUUUGAACUGUUGUGUGGCUGGGUCACUUAUGAGACCUGUUGGACCGAAAACAGUCCCGCCUAUAAAAAAAGAUGUUGAAAAAGGCACAGGAGAUUCUCCCUUGCACAAAAACAACAAGAAGUCUUUUUGGCAAACCAUGAAUAAAUACCUAGAUCUUUCCCUCUUCAAACACAGAGGGUUUCUGAUUUAUUUGUCUGGGAAUGUCAUUAUGUUUAUCGGUUUCUUUGCUCCAAUAGUAUUCUUGGCUCCUUAUGCCAAGCACAAGGGAAUUGAUGAAUAUUCUGCUGCAUUUUUGCUGUCUAUCUUAGCUUUUGUAGACAUGUUUGCUAGGCCUUCAAUGGGACUCGUAGCAAACUCCAAGUUUAUCCGGCCAAAGAUUCAGUACUUUUUCAGUUUCGCUGUCUUGUAUAAUGGCGUCUGUCAUAUUUUGUGCCCUCUGGCAACAAAUUACACUGGCUUGGUGAUAUAUGCUGUAUUUUUUGGGUUUGCAUUUGGAAUGGUUAGCAGCGUUCUUUUUGAGACAUUGAUGGACCUCGUUGGGGCUGCCAGAUUUUCCAGUGCAGUUGGACUUGUCACCAUCGUGGAAUGUUGCCCUGUGCUCAUAGGUCCUCCUCUAGGAGGUUGGUUGGUAGAUGUUACUGGUGAAUAUCAGUACAUGUAUUUCGUCUGCGGAGUGAUUGUGAUUGUGGCCAGUAUCUGGUUAUUCAUUGGCAAUACCAUUAACUACAGGCUUUUGGCAAAAGAAAAGAAGUUAGAAGAUGAGAAGCAGAAAGCACAGAAGAAUGCUGACUCAAAGGAAGCCGAACCAUUAACAAACAAUGAGAACGAAGAUGCUGCCAGCAGAGCUGAUAAAGCUCUUGAAGAUCCUUCAGAAAGAGAAACCAAUAUUUAAUCUGCAGUAUAGCUCAGAAGGCAACAUUUAUGACUUCCAUUAGAAAUAUGUCUUCAAGACACAGGCCAGGUUUUUUUUGGUAAUAAUGAUCAGUCACAAUAUUGGAUGGGAACAGAUUUUUGCCCUGUGGCAAGACUCUUAGUUAAAUUACUAUCUACAGUUUAUUUAUUUCAGUGAUACAAAAUUGAGAUUAAAGAGGUACUGACUCCAUGCAAAUGAGUCCAUCAGACUAUGACUGGACAAUCAAGAGUCAGGUAAACCAGACAAUAAAGCCUUCCAAUAACAGUUUUGUUUAAAAUAUGUAUCUAAUGCAAAAGUAUCUCCUAGACUUAUUUAGGAAGAUACUUUGCUUUCUUUAGAAUAUUGUUAAAGUCUGUUGAAAUCAUCUGCCCAAACUGUAUUUACCACUAAUAUUAAAAAGAAUAUAAGCUCAAAGAUUUUUUGAAAAGAGACAGAGUACCUGAGUGAAGCACACUGAAACUUUUUUCUCUUUUGUAUGCCCACUAGAUCAAAAAGAUACAUUAUGCCUGUAUAAACAAUUAUAAUAUGGAUGUAAAAAUUAAGGUUAGGAGACGAACAAUUGGUGGGCACGAUCUCUAAAAUACAAUAAACAGCUGAAUUACAAUAUAUUCCAGAAGUUGUUUCCUCCUGUGAUAGCUGACUACAUUGUAUUUCAACGUACAUUUGAAUCCAAAGUAUGUUCAGACUUUGCUAAUUCAAACAGAGCUAAAAUCUGUCUGUAUAUAAAAGGAUUUAAACCCAAGAUUUACAUUGCUAACAAGAGUGGCAAUUAGGUGUUUUGCUUUUUUUUUUUUUUCAUUAUGUAGUCCUGUAUGGCUGAAGGGUCUGCACUGGACUGUGAAACUUUCUUCCUAAAGGGACUAGACUCAGAACCUGCUGAUGUUAAAAGGAUGCUUACCCUUGGCUUUUGUGGCCCAAAUCAGUUUGGUUUAUUGGCGCGUCAUUAGUUGUUUGAUGGUCUGCUGGGAGGAUAUUUAAGGUCUAACUUCAGGUAUUUGCAGACAGGUAACUGUACCAGUUCUCAGCUCCCUUUCCCAAGUAUUCAGUGAAAAGCUACUUCCUUUUUCUAAUGCCAGUUUGAGCAAAAAUGCUGCAAGGCACAUUGACAGUGCCAGUCUGGAAGCUUUGUAUUGACAUAUCAUUUUUGUGCAGGAUAUUUGGUCUUGUGUCUACAGUUUCACACAGACACUCCUAUCAAUUAAAAUGUACACAACUGUUCCUCUUCCUUUAGGCAAAAGGAAGCAGAAGUCUACAAUUUGACUUUACAGAAAUCAUUUAGCAUUGCACUUGAAAGCUAGAAAUGCAAGCUUCUGAAGGUAUUAAGUGAAAAUAUUUCUGUUCUGUUUGUAGGUGAGGAAAUGUGUUAUUUGUUUCAGAGAGAUGCCUGCAAAUGACUCAGAAAUUGUGAAAAUUAAGGGUCUGAUUCAUAAAACAUUUAUGCACUGUUUAUGGAGGAUACACGUACACUCAAUUCCAGGAAAAGAAUGUAAUUCUUUUUAGUUCUCUUUUAAAUCGCAAAAAGUUGCAAGUAUAUUGGACAGACAGCUAGCUGUGUUAAACACACUUUGAAGCACCAAUAAUGAAGAAAAAAUUAAUAGUAAAAUAAACAGACACAGGAGUGCUUUUAAGAAAGCCAUUUCUUAAUAGUAAUGUUUGAUAUUACUAUAUCCACUCUUCUAAAAAAAUUCUGGCAGAGCUUGCUUCUGUUUUGCUGGGUUAUCAUCUUACAUACUAUGAAGUUCCACAGUAAUGCCGAACUUUUUCAUUAUCUCAGCACUGUUUUGGAGGAGAAGCAUCAUGAAUCUACUCACAGCAUGGUACAGAAAUUAAUACCUACUUUUUACCUAAUUAUAUGCAGGAAAACCAAAUGUCUUCUACAAGUCCUGUAGCAUAUAGGCAUAUCAGCAACAAAAUAUGUGCAUUUCAGAGUCUGGGGAGGAAAUAUGGGUUACAUGCUCAGAUCUGAGCAGUGAACUGUGUAAAGGAGAAUGAUUUAGUCCUACUAAAAUCACAGUUCCUCGUUCAGCCCCCAGCUUCAGAGAAGUAAUAAAUACAUUGCACCUCCUUCCAAAUGUAGCCCUGCCAGCACCCCAUGAGGUAAAAACAUUGCUUGGUUUUUAGCUAUACAGACAGAGUGAAUUCAGUAUCUAUGAAGUACAGCCAGAAAGUGAUGAGGAAUUUCAUAGACACCAAGUUUUCAUAGAGUGUGGAAUAUCAGUUAGAAAUACUGGAUUGUAAACGAUGAACUGAAAUUUUAUCCAAAGAGUAGUCCUCAGGAACAUCACUCUUCUCCUGACAGCAAGUGGUAGAAAGGCAGAGAUUAUUUGAAAAGAGAUGAUUAUAGAGGCUGAACCAAAAUUACGGAGGCAAAAUUCUCGGUGCUUAUUAUCUCUUUGCAAAAACCAUCAUGAUUAAGAAUACAGGGUAGAAGACAAGUGUCAACUUUUGACUUAAGUCUGGUAAAAUUUGCUGUUGUGUAAAUAAAGGACUUGGAAAAAAGAUGAUAAAAGGCUCUCAGGAAACAUGCAGGCAACUUUGCUGUUGUAUGCAGGAUCACAGAAUACAAUGCAACAUGGCAUAGGAGAUAAGGGAAGAACAAGGUUCCUUGAGCCUUAGACACACCUAACCACAAGUAACAAAAAAUUUUAUUACUAUCUCAGAGGAAGUAAAAAUUUAUAUAAACACAACCUUCUACAGAGACACCAUACUUCCAUCUCUGGUCAAUUACGUUAAAAAAUAAUAGGAAUGAAAGAGCUGCUUCAGCACCACUCACCAAUAUGCAAUUUUUAAUCCCAUAAGGGAAAAUGAUACAGCAGGCAACUGGAGCAAUAUAAGGUAGCAACUGAAUCAAGUGAAACAUUUCCUUACACCUCUUUCAUUACUUUUCCUCUUAAUACUAGCAACAAAAUCAAAACCGUCAGAAUACUCUUGAUAUUACUGAAUGUUAAAGAAGUUAAAAUCCGGAGAUGAAUGAAGAAAAUUGGAACCAUAUGCAAAAACUGCCUGAAAUUAAAAAGCUGUAUGUUCCAAAUAACAGGUCCUAAAGAGGCAAUUGCCUUCUAUAGGUAGCUCUUAUUUCUAAAAGUAAUAAUAAUAGCAAAUUACCUUGAAUCAAUUCUGUAAUGAGCAGCAAAGUAGCAAAAUGAGUAUAACUUGCCUUCAUACCCCUGAAUAUCACUCUGCACUGAGCUAUAAUUUGUACUGCAAGUCAUUUCAUCAUUACAUUUUUGCUUUCAGGAUAAGACCUGGGUAUAUACCAUCUCUCUAAAUUCCCUUGGUUUCUUUUAAUUACCUCACCCCAGUCUGGACCACUGUAGGGUCAGGACUAAGAGAUGGCCCUGACUUACAAGGAUGAAAUGUACUCUCAAACUUCAAGACAUACCACAUGCAUCUUUUAUGCACUAUGGAGUCUGUAGUCUCUGUCAAUCAGUGCAAGCAAAUCCUUAAUUGGUCUUAAUCUCAUUUAUACUCAUGUAUACUUCAUCCUUUUCAUUUCUCUGCACAAUAUUGAUCAGUCAAUAAAAACAAUGCCAAAACCUUAAAAUUAGUAGGAAAGGAGAUUACAUUAAUAAUAUUUUUCCUAUUUAACAUCCAGGUUAAAUUUCAUGUAGUUUCAGAGUACACAUCCGGAUACUUUUAUUUUGACAUCGUACUCUUCUCUGGUAGCUGGAGAGGUUUUUUGUAUUGCCCUUUCCAACUCCAGAGAAAGACUUCUCACCAGUAAUUCCCAGUACUUUUUCAACAACAUGUCGAAAGUUCACCCCUCCUGCCUCUCCUCAUUGAACUGUGGUUGCAACCAUUGCCAGUUCUGUAUUUCCAUUAAGUUCAUAAAAGCAUAUUUUUAUAUGAAUUCCUGUAGCAUAACUAGUAAGACUACAAUCCCUUUAUUUCAGGAGUGUGAUUUCUGAACUGUUUUGACAGAGUUAGAGAAGGUCUUAUUUUAUUUUCAAAGAAUUUGUUUUGUUUUAUUUGGUUGGGUUUUUUAAAUUAUGUUGUCCUUAUGAGAGAAAGUUCAACUUUACUUACUGCUGAAGUGAAUGGAAGCAAUUUCACUGACAUCAUGAUUCAAAAUUCACAUGAAUUUUAAUGGUCUUUUUGCAUAUCAGCAUCUAGUGCGCUUAAAAAACAUUUGGCAGUCUCUACAUAAUUGUUCCUCCCAGAGAACUCUCAUUCCUCUUGAAGAUCCCCCACCCGCCACCCCAUUAUUCAUUUUGAUGUAAGACACAUAAUUUGGACCUGGAAUGCUGUGACUCUUAAAUACUUACUUGUCAUACUCUCCUGAAAUUCCUAAGCAACAUUUUUCUCUUGUUACUUUCAGGCCUGGAUGGUUGUAUUAGUAGGGAGGUAAUGCUCAGAUAUAUAAUAAUCUACAGAUACCACAUACAGCCAUAACUGGGGCAGCCAUCAGGAUUUCAGUAAACAAAGCCAGUGACCAUUUCUAUAGGUGAACAUUCUGUAACUGAUACUGACAAUUUUGCCUAUAAAUAA